AUGUCAACUAUUGAGAAAUCCAUUGAAUGGAUCAAAAUCUUCAAGAAUAAAUGGAUUGAAGAAAAUGUUAAAAAUAAAAUAUUAAAAAAGACAUUAUUAAAAAAACUCAUAGAAUUAGAAUUAAUAUUAGAAAAUAAAGCCAACAAUGUGGAAGAAGAACAAAAGCGAUCUGAAUUACUCGCUGACAGUAGCGAAACGAGUGAGAAAGAAGAAUCAACAAAAUCGUUAGCUAAAACCACAACAACAACAACAGUCAAUGAAGAAAAACAUCAACGUUCAACAUUAAUUAAAGACAGUGAAGAAGAACAUUAUUCAUCAUCAAAAUCAAAAGAAACACAAAGUGAAACAGACAGUGACGGUAUUUUUGAAGAUUGCGUUAUUCGAAUUAAACGCGUUCCUGAUGCACUUGCUGAAAGCUCGUUUCCAGAUAUUACUUCCCCCACUCUAUCACUUCGUCGUCGUCAUCAUCGUCAACCAACACAAUCCAGUGAAAAUGGAUCAUCGUCAAAUACUCCACAAGUCAGAAAAAAAAUUUUAAAAUUAGCAACAUCAACUUCAGACACAAGUGAUAUCGAUAAUCAGAAAUCAAAACCAAAACGCAAACAACGGAUUGAGAGCAAAUCAUCUACCAAGUCAUCAUUAUUAUUAACUAACAAUGAAAAACAAGUUGAUGUAACAGAAGACGAUAAAACAGAAUCACAUUCUAAAGAACGUCUUGUUUCAAAUUCAUGUGAUACUGAUAACAUAUUGUGUAGUCCUGAUGAUGAAAUUGAUCAAACAGAACAUUGUUCAGGUCUAGAUGGUAUAUUACAAAAUGGUAGAAAACUUUACAAAGCGCCGUCAGAAGAACAAGAACAGAUAGUUGCUAUUACGACGCCAAAAGAAAAUGAUAAAACGCCAACGUCGUCCGAAAAAGAAAAUGAACACAGAAAUAACGUUUCUUCUUCUACAGUAACAACAACAACCGAUGACGAUAAUCUAACAGACACAUUACCAAUCGUAUAUUUGAAGAAAAAUAAACAAAAAUCCACAACAAGACGAAAUUCACAAUCAAAAAAACGUUCCAAAGAUGAAAAAAUCAAAAAACGAAAAGAAAAAGAGUCAGAUAUUAUUAAAAUACACAUGAAUGUUGACGAACAAGAUAAAAUACAAGAUGAUGACAGUAAUCACUCAGAUAUGCAGCAACGUAAAAAACAAAAAACAAAUGAUAUAAAUGAAGAACAGAUAACUGAACAACCAACACAUGUAUGUGAUGAAGUAGUUACAACAACAGAUGAACAACAAGAGGAAAUACCAUUGUUAGUAGAAAAUCAAUCAUCGCAUCAAAGCAAUGAUAAUGAAGAGUUAUUAGCUCCACUAACAACAAUGACGACGAUUGCAUCAUCGAUAACAUAUUCAACAGCGAAAGAUACUGAAGAUAUCGCAACAUCAUCGCAACAAAUAAAUGAACAGAAUUCAGAUAAUGCAGUAGUAGAUUCUAAUCCAGUCGAUGAAGACAAUUUAAUAGACACAAGGGAGAGGAUACCUACGUAUGCCCAUUUAUUACAUGAUCGUCGUUUAUUAUCAUCGUCAAGUUCGGAUGAAAACAUGAUACUACGUGGUAAAAACAAAUUGGAUAGUGACGAUGAACCAUUAACGAAAAAACGUCAACGAAAAUCUGAUGAAAAUGAUUCACAAAUAAAAAAAACAACUAUUCGUCGAUUAACUGAAAAACAAUACUUAAGCACUUCUACUUCAGACGAUGAUGAUAGUAAUCACAGUAAUAAUAUUCGAAGGCAUAAAAAGCAGUUAUAUAAAAAGAAACGUGUAGUUGUUAAACGUUCAUCAUCGUCAGAAAAAGAUGAAUCAUCCGAUGAUAAUAAGCGAACAUCGAGAAAAAGAACCAGAGAUAAUGAACGAAAAUCACUAUUAAAAUUAAUUAAGAAAAAAACGAUACAAAAAAAUAAGAAGAAAAAAACUGAAAUUGAUGAUAAUGAUCUGACAGAUGUAGAUGCAACAACAAACAACAUUCAAGAGAAUAGUGACGAUGAAUCAAUAUCCGAUACAGAUGAUAACAAUAAUAAUGAUGAUGAUAAAGACGAUACUGAAUCGUCAACAAGAAAAGGUCGAAAAAAUAUUCGAAAAAUCAUCAAAGAUAAAGAAUUACAAGCUCAAACAAAAUCUGCCGUUGAAGCGGAGAAAGAACGACGAAAACGAAUCGAACAAAAACAAAAAGAAUAUAAUGAAAUAUUGUUAAGUCAAUCUGGUUAUUUAGAUCGAAAUAAAAAUGAUAUAAAUAAAAAAUUAAUAUUAGAAAUGAAUAAAGAAACCAAUGAACCAUUAAUUGAAGUUGAUCCAAAAUUAGUGAAAAAUAUGAAACAACAUCAAUUAGAAGGUGUACAAUUUCUAUGGAAUAAUUUAUUUGAAUCGUUAGAGGCUAUUAACGAUAAACGACAUAAGACACAUCGAAAAACGUUACAAGUUAUAUCAUUUAUUCAUACAUUAUUUAAGCAUGAAAAUCUCACUCAUAUUCGUACAUGUCUUGUCUUGUGUCCAAUUAAUGCUGCCUUGAAUUGGAGUACCGAAUUUGAAUAUUGGCUUGAAAAUAUUGAACCAAAAAUUGAUAUUUAUCAGAUAACAUCAAUGAAAUUGAGUGCUCGUAUUCCACAGUUAAAUUAUUGGAAAGAAAAUGGUGGCGUUGUAAUUAUGGGCUAUGAGAUGUAUCGUCGCUUAGCUAAUGGAAUUGGUAUAAAGAAAAAACAAUCAAAAUUAAAAGCACAGGAAUGUUUGGUGAAUCCGGGACCCGAUAUUAUUGUUUGUGAUGAAGGACAUAUUUUGAAAAAUUCUCAAACAGCUCUUGGUAAAGCUGUUAAUCAGGUGAAAACAGCACGUCGAGUUGUAUUAACAGGCACACCAUUACAAAAUAAUUUAAUUGAAUAUUUUUGUAUGGUUAAUUUUAUUAAACCCAAUCUACUUGGUACACAACAAGAAUUUAUCAAUCGUUUUGUUAAUCCAAUUCAAAAUGGUCAACAUCGUGAUAGUAAUAUGGAUGAUGUUAAACUGAUGAAACGGCGUGCUUGUGUUUUACAUGAUUUAUUAACCGGAUGUGUUGAUAGACGUGACUAUUCACUAUUAAAAAACUAUUUACCACCUAAAUUUGAAUAUAUUAUUACUAUAAGAAUGUGUGAUCUUCAACAAACAUUAUACGAAAUGUAUUUAAAACGUGAAGUUGAUGGACAAUCAACAUCGGUUGUAUCAAAAAAAAAUUUUCAAAGUACAAAAUUAUUUACAGAUUAUCAGUAUUUAAUGAAGAUUUGGACACAUCCAUUUAUAUUGAGACCACAUUUUGUUGAUCAAUAUCGACGACGUUUAAUGAAUGAUUUGAUUGAUGAUGAUGAAGAAUUUGAGGCAAUAUUCACAGAUGAAGAUGAAGAAAAUGAGAGAAGAAGAAAGAAGAAGCAAUCAUUGAAAAAACAAACAGAUGGUAUCGAUGAAAUCGAAGAAAUUGAUAUAAAAACAGAUAAUCAACGUUUUCGAGGUUUUAUGAUUGAUAAUAUUGAAGAUGAUGUUGAACUUCCGGAAAUUGAUAAAGAUAUAACAAGUACUCAUUCAAAACAAAAACAACGAAAUGCAUCAUCUUCAACAGCAACAUCUUUGUCUUUGGCAUCCACAACAUCCUCGGAUGUUGAAGAAAUUAAUCUUGAUAAGUAUACUAAGGAGCACAAAUCAGAUGAAAACAGUUGUGAUGAAAUUGUCGUUCGUCGAACAACACGUAGUCGAGCUGCAUAUGCUAAUACAACUACUGAAAAUAAAUCAACAACAAAAAAGAGACUAACUACAAUCCACACUAAUUCGGAUAUAUUUGAUAAUGGUGGGGAUAAUAAUGUACUUGCCAAUAAAAUAGAACUGAAUGGUAAUGGCGUAGAUGUUGAUAAUGAAACUGAGGAUGCUCCGUGGAUGAGUGAAAUGCGUCAACAAUGGUGGUUUCCUUUUAUGAACGAUGAGGAUGAAUUUAAUAUACAACUGAGUGGAAAAAUGACGAUUUUAAAAUCUAUUUUAGAAAAAUGCUCUGAAAUUGGAGAUAAACUUUUAUUAUUUAGUAGAAGUUUAUAUACAUUAAAUUAUAUUGAAAAAUUUUUAAGACAUAUUCACGUGGAAAAUGAAAAAAUUUACAAUGAUAAAUUAGAAAAACGUCGUGAACUUGUCAGAUUAUUAGAAAAUGGUAACGGUAGUGAGAUAAACUGUACAGAUAACGAGAAUCAAAAGUCAACGAUAGAUAUUAGUCAAAUACUUGAAAAUAUACCAGAAUCAGUACAAUGGAUAAAAGAUAUCGAUUAUUUUCGUAUGGAUGGAUCAACCGAUGUUCAAUUACGCAAACGUUAUGCAAAAUCAUUUAAUGAUGAAAAUAAUUUGCGAGCAAGAUUAUUUUUGAUAUCAACAUUGGCUGGUGGUGUAGGCAUUAAUCUAAUUGGAUCUAAUCGUGUUAUUGUGUUUGAUGCCUCUUGGAAUCCAAGUGUUGACACUCAAGCAAUUUUUCGUAGUUAUCGUUUUGGACAAACGAAACCUGUUUAUAUUUACCGUUUUUUGGCCCAUGGUACAAUGGAAGAAAAGAUUUACCAACGACAAGUUAUUAAACAAUCAUUAUCACAACGUGUUAUUGAUGAUCAUCAAUUGACAAGACAUUUUUCUGAAGCUGAUCUCAAAGAAUUGUACAAUUUUACUCCUAAACCACUUCCACCAGCCAGAUCUGAACAAGAAAUAAUUGAUGAUGUCAACUUUCCCAUACCAAAAGAUCAUCUAUUAACUGAUUUAUUAUAUCAACAUAAUCAGUGGAUACAUAGUUAUCAUAGUCAUGAUUCAUUAUUAGAAAAUCGUUUAGAUGAAGGUUUAAGUGCUGAUGAAAAAAAAAUAGCUAUUGAAGAAUAUGAAAAUUUGAAAAAACAACCAGAUAAUUAUCAACAACGUCUCAUACAACAACGUUUACAGCAACAACGUUUACAAGAAAUGAUACAACAUCAAUUUUUAACUAUGAUUGGAUCAAGUCAAAAUCAAGCUCCAAGUUUAUUACCAUCAACAACAACGGAUCAACAUUUACUCACAGCACAAGAUAUAUUUCGACAAUUACUUCAGAAUAUAUCAGAAAAUGAACGUUCAAAUGUUGAUAUGGAAAAAGUUGCUCAAUAUGCCUAUGAUCAAGCGAUUCAAUUAAGACAUCAACGACAAAUGCAUUUGCAAAAUAAUAGUAAUACAUCAACAGAACAACAACGAACAAAUCGUCCACAAACAACAGAUCAUCAAAGAUUACCAACACAACGGCGAGCAAAUCGUGUACGUUUAAAUGAGACAAUUGGUUCAUCAUCUACAACCAUCGAUUCACAAAAUUUAACGACUAAUCCUAAUAAUAGUAAUAAUAAUAACGGCGAUAUUAUUUUAUUAGGCGACAGUGACGAUGAUAAAGAUAGUAGUGUAGCAUAA
This is a messenger RNA of Didymodactylos carnosus, 5454 nucleotides long. The record is from the annotation of a GenBank genome assembly. NCBI's taxonomy places the organism in Eukaryota, Metazoa, Rotifera, Eurotatoria, Philodinida, Philodinidae.